AGAAAGCGAAUGACCGCCCUGGCCUCCAGGGUCCCGGGAGGGUGAGGGUAGGUCUGCUCACACUGGCUUCGACAGGGAUCCUGGGGGGAGUUUGUCUCCUAUCUGUGAUUGCCCUUGAGCCAGAAGCACAGGAAAGCUCCCCUGUCAGUGCCUGCGGCCGCGGACCCAGCGUCCUCCGAGGUAACUUCACAGAAGCUCAGAAGGAACCACAGAGACCAUCUGAUACAAUCCACGUCAUCCUCUCUGCAACAUACCCAACAAAUGAUCAUCCUAGCUUUGCUUUAACUUCUCCAACAAGGCCACACAAUACUUGCAAAUGACCACCAAUAAUCUACUGAUUGUUCUGUGAGAACCACUGACCUAGUGCAGUACCCAUCGUCUCUAAAGGAGCUGAAAUCAACAACCACUAUUCAUCAAAAUGCAGUGGAAUUUAAUACGGACUGUCUCUCGAAUGGCAAAUAGGACAUGUUUAGUCUCACAUGGGGCUGGUUCUAUUGGGCAGUCUCAGAGAAUAAAAGGAGUCUUAUAUAAAGCUUGGCCCAAGAUUAUUUUGGUUCAGUGUCCUCAAAACCACUGGCUACAUGUAUCUUCUACACAGCAUAUCUCAAAGGAAAAGAAGGCAGUAGAUGUUUCUCACCAUAAGCAACAAAAAGAAGAAACUUCAUCAGAGGUGGUUAUAUCAUCCCAAGGAACCGAGAAAAAGGAAGAUAUUGAUCCUUUACAAGACAAAUCUAGUAAUCUUUUUCAGCGAUUUAAGAAAACAUUUAGACAAUAUGGAAAAGUUAUGAUUCCAGUACACUUAGUGACUUCCAGUAUUUGGUUUGGAACAUUUUAUUAUGCAGCCUCAAAAGGAGUGAAUGUUGUUCCUUUUCUGGAACUCGUUGGGUUACCAGACAGCAUAGUGGAUAUUUUGAAAAAUUCCCAAAGUGGAAAUGCAUUAACUGCAUACGCCCUGUUUAAGAUUGCAACACCUGCCAGAUACACUGUGACUUUGGGAGGAACAUCCAUCACUGUCAAGUAUCUUCGUAGCCGUGGCUUCAUGUCAACACCACCUCCAGUUAAAGAGUACUUACAAGACAGAAUGGAGGAAACAAAGGAGCUUAUUACAGAAAAAAUGGGAGAAACAAAAGAAAGACUCACAGAAAAAUUACAGGAAACCAAAGAAAAAGUUUCAUUUAAGAAAAAAGUGGAAUAGGAAGUCUUGUGUGCCAGGCCACAGAAAAAUCACGCACUUUAACCCUGAGGAGACUACGGACAAAAACACUUCCUCCUAAUUAUACCUUUGGUUAGCAGUCUUGAAAUACUAGUGCUCCAAGGGUUAAAGAGGCCAAAAAACUUUUUUACAGUUAAAUAUCACUAGAAAAAUCAGUGUUUUCGUGCAAAGAAAAAAUGAAUCCAAUGUACUAAUUUCAUAUCAGCAGCAGCAUAAGUAAUGGUUAUUGUUUUAUGUCAUGGUGAUUUCUCAAAAUCUUCAUUAUCUUUCUUGCUGAUAGUUUUACUGCCUGCUGCAAUAAUGACAGACUAAGCAGUUUACUUCUUAUAUAAGAAAUUUCUCUCAUAGAAAGUAUGGCUCUAUUGGGAUCAUGAUCUUCAUGUUAUCCAUCAGUUAGACUUAACCAUAAUCAGUUCUCAACUUGGAAAGCUCUUAGCACCAUUUUUGCCAGUAAAUGAGGGUGUUUUUUAAUGGUUUCUCAAAAAUCUCAGAAGUCUUUCACUGUUUAAAAAAAAAAACAACAAGAUUAGGCCAUUCUAAUAACUAUCUAACAGUUAAAACUUUAAUUUUUUAUGAAGUAAGUUGAAUUAAAAUUGAGACUAUGUAUGUAAUAAAAGUGAAAUAUGCUGAUUAUAUAUA
Messenger RNA from Gracilinanus agilis (Agile Gracile Mouse Opossum), 1852 nucleotides. It is a transcript of the gene MIMS1, whose product is annotated as family with sequence similarity 210 member A. The transcript has 6 exons. Gene Ontology annotation, cellular component: mitochondrion. The coding region runs from base 419 to 1195 and encodes 258 amino acids. The record is from RefSeq and is a predicted model, not a curated record. Lineage: Eukaryota; Metazoa; Chordata; Mammalia; Didelphimorphia; Didelphidae.